ACUACAGCUCCCAGAGAGCAGCGCGGGUGCCGCUGUCAUCGUUGGCGCCGCGCUGGGGGCGCGGGCCGUGCUGGCCCGGGAGCGGCGGGGGCCGCGGCGGGGCCGCCAUGGAUCUGUUCGGGGACCUGCGGCGCAUGAACAAGCGGCAGCUGUAUUACCAAGUCUUAAAUUUUGCUAUGAUUGUGUCUUCUGCCCUGAUGAUCUGGAAAGGGCUGAUCGUGGUGACUGGCAGUGAGAGCCCCAUUGUGGUGGUGCUCAGAGGAAAUGGGAACAUCAAAUUUCUGACUAAAGGGGAUAAUAAUGAAGUUGAUGAUAGAGGCUUGUACAAAGAAGGUCAGAACUGGUUGGAGAAGAAAGAUGUUGUUGGAAGAGCAAGAGGGUUUUUGCCCUAUGUGGGAAUGGUAACUAUAAUAAUGAAUGACUACCCAAAAUUUAAGUAUGCUCUGCUGGCAGUGAUGGGAGCAUAUGUACUGCUCAAGCGGGAAUCCUAAACUUGAGAGCAGGGGGAAACACCCAGGGGGAAACAACUAAUAUAUUUCAGAUGGUUUCAUUUCUGUAUACAGUUACAAAACUGUGCAAGCUUUUGUCUUGUCUGAAUAAACGACUCCUAAUGAGUGAAGCUGUUGGCUGCUGGCUAAUUCCAAAAUGAUGUAUUUAGCACCUUCUGCAGACUGCUCUCAGCUAGUCUGGCACUGACUGGGGGGACUGUCGUGCUGGAGCAGCCAAGGGCUCUCCUGCCAUGCUGCAGUGGGUUUGACUGGCUGCUGCUGCAUCUGAUCCCACUUUUUCCCUCCUGUUGGUUUUGGGGGUUAUUUUUCAUCUGUCACUGCCCUCUUUUCUCCACGAUACAUACUGUUUUGGUCAGUGCUUGUAAGGACACAGAAUCUCUGAACAGGCAGUAAGUUCUAGGAGUUUAGUCAGACUUAUGCCUAAGUUGGCUGGUUGUGGCUGCCAAAAACAGCCAGGAAGGGGAGUUGCGCUCCAACUUGGUACUGAGCAGUGGGGACUCACAGCUUUUUCCUUGAAUUUGAAAUUUGCUCCUUCACGGGUGAGGAAAAAAUGCAGAUGGCCUGAUUUUUAGAGGCCUGGUUUUUAGGGACUGUUUGUGUUGCUAGCGCUCGGGCUGUUGAUGAUCUGCCUUUUGUGUUCUAGCUCUUAAACUAACCCAACAAAAAGGUUUUCUGGGGCUGUAAUAACACUUGUAAAUUACUGAAUGAAUAGCACAGUAGUACACUUCAGAGAUAUUGCCAAGACGGGGAAACCAGAACUCUUAUGCCAGUUUGGAGAAUGUAUUGUUCUCUCCUAUCAUAUGACAACUGAAUAGUGUUAAACAUAAAAUUGAUUUUUCAUUUAAAAACUUACCUGAUAACUGUCUUUUAUGAAAUUUGGUAUUUUUCUCUUAUCUUCAAAUGUCAGUGUUGCAUUUUCAACAAAGCAGAACUUGUUUUCCUUGCUGGCUUUGUUUUUGUAGCUUUGAUAAGGAACAGCAUGAUGCUUUUUUCCUCUGGAGUUCUGUUUCUUCUGUAAUCCCUUACCUCUGCAAAAAUACUCUAUUAUACAAUAAUGACACCUUUUCUAUUGUAACAGCUCAUGGUCAGCAGACAACUGCUGAAUUUCUCCAAGUAAUAUUACUUCUUUUGUGUCCUACUAAGCGGUUUUCAUGUCCAACUGUAUUAUAAAAGUUACUUAUUUUGUGUCAAAUUAUAUAGACAUAAAAUUGAGUAUAAUAAAUGGCA
Molecule: messenger RNA, 1736 nt
Organism: Pyrgilauda ruficollis (rufous-necked snowfinch)
Lineage: Eukaryota; Metazoa; Chordata; Aves; Passeriformes; Passeridae
Gene: SEC11C
Product: SEC11 homolog C, signal peptidase complex subunit
Exons: 5
Coding region: 108-491 (127 amino acids)
Cellular component (GO): membrane; signal peptidase complex
Molecular function (GO): serine-type endopeptidase activity
Source: RefSeq, a predicted model, not a curated record